AUGCCUAACCCACCCAACCGCCACAUGCACAGAGUUGGAGGCGGCGAUGGUCGAGGGAACACCGACAUCAACUCGGCAUACUGGAAAGCCUUCGUGAUGGCGCUCCAGACGAGGAUUGGAGGAGCCGGCAAUGACAGGCUCUUUUACGCGGCUGCCGAGACAAACCGAAGCAUUCCGGCCUCCGAGUACAUUCCGAUGGCCACCACUAACGAGUUCCUCUACAAUGAGGCGGAUGCGUUGAUUCCGCUUGAUGAGCCCGUGUACAACCCAGGCAACGGAGGAUAUUGCGCAGCUCUGUUGCAGUACUUGAACUUAUACAGGGUUACCCUCACUGACACGCACGACCAUGACAAGGCAGACAAACUGAGGAAGGAGAUGACCGACGCGAUAGCCGAGCUCAGGGUCGCCAAAAGCGCCGCUUUGAAAGCAUACAAUGAGGAUGUGAAGAAUGGCAUCACAGCAAAAGGCCAGGGCUUUCCCAAAUGGUGUGAGCAGAACGAUCCCAGCAUCAAGGCAUUGGAAGAGACCAUGCGCACGAAGAGUGCCCUGUUCGAUGCGUGUCAGAACGGCGAUGGCGUCGCAUCGAACUUGAAUACUUUCCGCAACAGGGUUAACGACGCGGCCCUGGGCGCAGGCCAAAAUCCGGGUAUUUGCAUGCAAUGCUGCCCCGAACCGAUUGGCGACAUCGCAGCCAAGAUCCACACGCCGCCUGGCCAGCCGAAGCCUCCGAUCGCCCAGGAGCCUGACGUGAGUGCGUCGUACUGGCGAGCUGCAUACGUACUCGACCCAACAUACAGGGGCACCAUGGACCGCUGGUCCUCAAACUUUGAAAAGUCUUCGGCCCACAACUCUAUCAAUCUGGACAUCCAAAGCGCCAUGAACAAGAGUUGGAAGGACCUUGGCUACGAGCAGGUGGCAGCUGGGUUCGACGCCAGCUGUGCUGGUUUCAUUCGCGUCGGAGCUAGCGGCAUGGAGACUUCCAAGUACGAAUCAGCUGGCAUUGAGCAUCAUCAGACCGGGGUUUCUAUGUCGAUGUUUUGGAAGGAGAUGCAGCUCUUUAACGUGAAGCGCGGGACCUGGGAUGUCCCCAAUGUUCGCCAAACGUUUGCACUCCCAGCUGGCCAUGCGGGAACCGGGCUUGGUAAACGCGCCGUACCAACUCAGUUCCUUUGCGCUUCUGGGUUUGGCCUCAAGUGCGUCCUUCAGGGCGAGGCCAAGAAGGCGUUCAAUGAAGCUUGGGAACGCCAGGUUGCCUCCAAGGGCGCAGCCAGCGUGCGAAUUUGCUGCUUUGGUUUUGACGCGUGCGCCAAGUACGACAAAAAAGACGAGCAAGAGUCGUCGACUUGGGAAUACGAUGCAGCGAGUGGCACGAUCACAAUCAACCCAACCCCGACUUUCGGUAACGCGGUGCUGCUGGGCAUCUGCUGCAGCGUGGUCGAGCUUUAG
Molecule: messenger RNA, 1446 nt
Organism: Purpureocillium lilacinum
Lineage: Eukaryota; Fungi; Ascomycota; Sordariomycetes; Hypocreales; Ophiocordycipitaceae
Source: RefSeq, a predicted model, not a curated record